Messenger RNA from Oryzias melastigma (Indian medaka), 4794 nucleotides. Its product is annotated as G-protein coupled receptor 26. The transcript is spliced from 3 exons. Gene Ontology annotation, biological process: adenylate cyclase-activating G protein-coupled receptor signaling pathway. Gene Ontology annotation, molecular function: G protein-coupled receptor activity. The coding region runs from base 288 to 1379 and encodes 363 amino acids. Gene Ontology annotation, cellular component: membrane. NCBI's taxonomy places the organism in Eukaryota, Metazoa, Chordata, Actinopteri, Beloniformes, Adrianichthyidae. The record is from RefSeq and is a predicted model, not a curated record.
AACAAAGUUGCCCACACGGUGUGCGCAGAGGGGAGAUGUCUCGAGAGCGCAUCACAGGACGACCCUCCUCCUCCUCCUCCUCCUCCUCCUCCUCCUGUAAGACGCAGUGCCAGAACAGAGCAUCUCUGGUGGGAGAGCACAUUUGUCAGGAAGAGGGGGAAACCUCUUACUUCCCAACACUCAAAUACUUCCUAUAUAUCCGACAUGAACCAUCGGGUCUUUCCUGCUGCGCAGAGAUGAUGUAAAGAUAAAGUAGGGGAGCUCCAGCGGGGAUCUUGGACGCACGGAUGCGGAAUGUGCCAAAAGGAGUCUGGAAAUGCGCACAAAAAGUAGAGAGAAGUGAGUUUUUGGGGAGCCACAGCAGGAUGGACACUGCGGAGGUUAUUUUGUCCGUGCUGGUGGUUGUGAUCAUCAUUGUGUCGUUGCUGUCCAACGUGGUGGUGCUGAUCUGCUUCCUCUACAACCCGGAGAUCCGCAAGCAGGUCCCCGGUCUGUUCAACCUCAACCUCACCUUCUGCAACUUGUUGCUGACGGUGUCCAACAUGCCGCUCACUUUGGUGGGACUCGUCAGCCAGGCGCAGCCGGGCGGGGACGGCUUCUGCCAGAUCGUGGGUUUCCUGGAGACUUUCCUGUCCACCAACUCCAUGCUGAGCAUGGCCGCGCUGAGCAUUGACAGGUGGAUCGCGGUGGUGUUCCCCUUGAGGUAUCACUCCAAAAUGCGGCACAGAGACGCAGCGUUCGUGCUGGGGUACACGUGGGCGCACUCCGUGUCCUUCUCCACGGUGGCGGCUUGCCUCUCCUGGGUGGGAUACCACCGACUUUACGCGUCCUGCACGCUGGCCAACCCGCGGGCGAGCAGCAGAACCCAGUUCGUCAUCUUCACCGUCUUCUUCCACUCCUUCACCUUCCUCCUGUCCUUUAUAGUGCUGUGUUUCACAUACCUCAAAGUUCUCAAAGUGGCAAGAUUCCAUUGUAAGAGAAUCGACGUUAUAACAAUGCAAACUCUUGUGCUGCUGGUGGACAUACACCCCAGCGUUCGACAACGUUGUCUAGAAGAGCAGAAGAGGCGGCGUCAGAGAGCAACGAGGAAGAUCAGCACCUUCAUCGGCACCUUCAUGCUCUGCUUUGCUCCGUACGUGAUCACAAGGAUUGUGGAGUUAUUUCCAGCAGUGCCUAUCAACCCUCACUGGGGAAUUGUCUCCAAGUGCUUAGCUUACAGCAAGGCAGCCUGCGACCCCUUUGUGUACUCCCUGCUGCGACACCAGUACAAGAAGACAUGCACAGACAUAAUCAACAAGAUGCUCAAGCGCAGCUCCUUGAACGCAUCGGAACGUGUGCCUGAGCAGCGGGGCAAUAACUUACCAACAGCAGAGGGAUGAAGAGGAAGAGCCAAAAACUAUCCUGGAAAUAUGAAUCCCUUUUAUUUCUGAUGAAGACGAGGACAUAUUUUUAUUUAUUUAUUUUUUCUGUCCUUGUCUGCUUGACUUGUUGACAUUUUUUUUUAAUUUCAAAAAAAAAAAAGAGACACUGCAGGAAAAAGCAAACACAGCAGGAGUGCACCUGUGCUGAGUGGCCGGAGCAGCUGAUCAGCAUGAAGAAUUUGCUUUAAGGACAGAUUUCCCCUUCAUCUGGAGACAAAAUGUGCUCAGCAAGGAAGAACCACUAGUUCAUAUUUUUGUUUUUUACUAUUUUAGUCUGGAAAAAAAAGUUUUUGUUAAAAGUAUUUAAGGAAAGUAGGAAUUUCUGUAUGUAGCGAUGGUAACUAACCAAACCCAAUGAUUUGAAAUGAUUCAAUAUCCGAUUUCGAUAUCUAAUUUUGUGGAUUAUAAUUUUACAUCAGUGCUGCUCAGGUUUUUAUGGAGAGUAAUGCUACGUAUACAUGUGCAGCUAAUGUUCGCCACCUACAGUUGGAAGAGUCUUGGCGCGAAAUGUUAAAGUCUCACAAAUCUAGCUCCAGACUUUUUCUUUCACAGCUCUAUUCCGAUAUCUGAAAGCUUCGAUGACGCAUAAUUCCAUCCGGGCAAAAAAACGCUUUUAUUAAUUUCUUCUUUAUGAUCAAAUUUGAAACGGUUGGUACUUCCAUAAAUUUAAAAGGACGCUACCCAUACGUCACUACCAAAUCGGAGUCCCUGAUUGGUGAUUGGUUUAACUUUCAAUGCCCAAACGUGGAAGCCUAAAACUCAUGUUAAUUGCGUUUACAUAGACUUUUCAUUGGAAGUGGUUGCUUUAGCGCACAUUGUCAAAGGCGGUGUGAACGUAGCAUGAGUAUUAACCAAAUUUUCCACAUUUAAAGUACACUUUUGACAAGUUGGCCUUUUAACGUUCAUCUUAAACAUUUCCGUGACCAAUCCUGAAAGGUUUAAUGGUCAAAAAAAUCCCUUAGACCAGCUGCAUUUGCUGUUUUGACCACCGUUUAGGCUGUUUAGCCAAGUGGAACAUGAUCAAUUGUACUUGCUUGGAUUAGUACGCGCAGCCACCAGUGACCCAAUAAGACCACUUGAUGUUCAUUUUGACUUGAUUACUAAGACAGAUCUUUAAGCCUGGACCUAAACAUUUCUUAGAACAAAUUCAUCUCUGGAGGCUGGCCUAAUGAUUUUCUUUAGUUUGUGGUUUGCCCUCAUUAAAAGUUUCUGCUUCCUGCCAGAAAUAUCGAGGGGUGGCGGCAAUAGCUUAGAAAGACAACUAAAACUUUUUCAUACUAUUAAAAAAAAAGAUUGUAUAAAAACUUCUAUAAGUAAAUCACUGGUACAUCAACCCCUCCCCUGUGAUUGUGGGAAAGAAUUGCAUUUCUCUCAAAUUUUGGGUUCGAUAUACAAUUUUGGAAGCUGCUAAGGCUCAAAAACACAGACAGUUUUGAAGUUUCACAUGAAAGGUUAAAGAGUGCAAGAAAAAAAAAGAAUUAUUUUGGACACAAUAAUCGGAGAAAAAACUUAAAAAUACCAAUUUUUCCUUAUUGUCUGUAAGUCACAUGUAGUUUAGAUUAGUUUUGAGCCACAAAACAAACCAGUAUUUUCAUAUUCAUAUAUCUAUAUUUUCUACAUUUGACUAUUAAACAUAUCCCUUUGAAUGCUAAUGUUUUUACAUCCUCAAUGGGGAAUUUUUCCAACUUUACGAUUCACCAAACAUGACCGCCUGCUCGUCUUACCUUGCUCUGUUGUCCCUUAUUUUCUUAUUUAUUCCUGGAUGUUUGUAGCCUUUGGGUAGAAAAUGUGUGGACAGGUUUGAGAACUGACAACUAUCAGUUCAAAUCAUCACUCAACCACAGUACAUACACGUGUACACACACUGACAGAACCAUGGAGUGGAUCUGAUAUGACAGAAAAUCCUUUUCAACUUGAAAACAUUAAUGGUUUUUUUUAUUUUUUUUCUUUAAAUCAAUACCAAGUGUGAUUGAAGGAGCUAAAUUCACAUUAAAAGUUUUGACUCUAUUUAUGUUAUAAAAUAGAAGAAAAAAAAAGUUUAAAAAAGUAUUUGAGUUUGUUGCUCCAAGCAUUUUAGGCUGUAGAUUAGUAUAAUAUUUAACUGUAGAAACACAUUUCAAAAUAUUUCACAGCUUUGCCAACAUUUGAAUUAAUCUGCUGUCAAAGCAACUUUAUUUUCCAAAGUGUUUGUGUUCUUAAAUCUUUGCAGCACAAACAUAAAUGGCAUUUGAACUGGUUUUGAUAGGAAUCAUUAAACUCCAACAUGUGUUUAUUGCUGUAACGCAAAGGGUUUUUAAAGGAAGUGUAAAUGACUUUAUUUUAUAUGUUUUGAUUAAACCCAGUUGCUUUUGCUGUAGCAUUUUGUAGAUUCCUGCAUUUUAGGAGGACAGCUCUAAGCCCGUAAGCCCCUCUGACUUAUCCUCACGGCUGAUGUUGAACCCAUUAUGCCACUUUUUUCUGUGCCAAAGCCAGACAGUGCUGCAUAGGAGCCUUUUGACUGGGCUCCACUUAUUCAUGAAGUCUUCUCACAACUAGAGAAAACAAUAAAUAAAUAUAUUUCUAUAGAGUUUGUAUGAACAUCAGAAGGUUCCUUGACUUUGGGCCAAAGUUAGCACUGACCCCCCACUUCUAAGUAGCAUUUCACAAUAAAAGACAACUAAAAAGUUUUAUUGGAACUAAAUAAAAUGUCAGUUUAACAUUCUCAAACACAUAAUAGAUAAAGUAUAAAAACUGUCUCAAAAUAAAUAUAUUUUUAAAAUGUAUUUUUCUUUCCCUGUUUUUUUAAAAUUGCCAUCAAUUAUAUUUAUCAAUUGAACUUUUUUCUGCUAAAUCUUAAGAAAAUGUAAUUAUCGACACUGAUGACAGCUGUGUUUUUGGUUUUAAGAAAAAAACAGGCUAAAUACUGGGUGCAAGAUUUAGAAGUAUUUUGGGUCUUUUUGAAAUAUGUAAUUGUUAUUUAUUACAGCGCUAUUUAUUUCUGAGUUUUACAGAAUGUGCUGCUUUUCAAGCAAAUUGUGUUUUAUGGUGACAAUGAGAUGAUUGUAGUAUACCUUGUCUUCUGUUGGUAACCGAUUAACUGCCUCAUAAGUUUUUUUUUUUUAUGUCCUUAAACUUUGACUUGAAACUGCUGCGGCUGAAAGUAGGAAAAGCAGCAACGGUGAUGUAAUUUCCAGUGUGAUAAAUUGAUAUUUUUAUUUUUUAUAUGAUGAAAGAAAUGUUUAAUUGUUUUUUUGUUUUGUUGGAUGUAAUUUGCUGAUUGGGUAAAUGACAAAAAUAAUUUUAAGAUUUUACCCAGAAAUAGUAAAGUACUGUAAAUGUAUUAAUUGGAUAUUUAUAAAGGAGUAUUUAUAAAGCAGUUUAUGCUUCCUACUGA